This is a messenger RNA of Macrobrachium nipponense, 741 nucleotides long. RefSeq lists its product as uncharacterized. The transcript has a single exon. Bases 1 to 741 code for a protein of 246 amino acids. NCBI's taxonomy places the organism in Eukaryota, Metazoa, Arthropoda, Malacostraca, Decapoda, Palaemonidae. The record is from RefSeq and is a predicted model, not a curated record.
AUGGAUGUAUGUUUGCUUGGUAGCACCGCCGGUGCUGUUAUUUUUGGUCUUAUACCCAAUUGGGUUUGUACUGUUAUCAGUGAUGGUGAAAAUGUAAGAUCUGUAAUAAGUACACAGAGUAUAGUUUGCUCGAGAGUCACUGCUUCUGUAAAUCCUCUUGACGAUAAGGAGGAUAUUUCUAGACUGUGGUCAUUAGAUACGAUCGGCAUCGGGAAGGAUGCGCGAUCCUAUAACGAUCAAGCAGCGAUCGAACAUUUCAAUGAGACUAUUGUAAAGACUGAUAACAAAUAUACGAUUGUUUUGCCAUUUAAGAGCGAUGCCAGACCCCCUACGGGUUAUAGAAAAGCCUUAGGUCAGUCUAAAUCAGUCAUGUAUGAUCAAUAUCAGUCUGUUUUAGAUGAGUAUGUUAAGUUAGGAUUUAUUGAGGAGGUAAGGUUAGAAGAUAACUCCUUUGAUCCAGUUGAUGGCAUUAAUCACUAUUUACCUCACCACCCAGUUUUUAAGGAAUCUGCUACGACUCCAAUUAGGGUAGUUUCCAAUGCAAGCAGUAAAGAGUCACGCCAUGCAAAGUCCCUCAACGAUUGUUUACAGGCGGGGCCUAAUCUGGCGACGAAAUUGACAGAUAUGCUGCUGGAAUUUCGUCAGAACAAAUGUGCUGUAGUAGCAGACAUAAGCAAAGCUUUCCUUAGAAUAGGAAUUAAUGAAAAUCACAGAUUUCACAAGAUCCUUAUGGUUUGCUGA